GAGGGGCUGCGGCGGGGCCCGAGCUGCGGGGAUGGGGCCGCGGCUGCAGGGUGGCACGGCGGGGGGCGAAUGGGCGGUUUGGUGCCAGACUGCGGGGUUCUGGGCAGCUGGUAAAGCUGGGGGUGCGCUGAGAGCCUUCACCGCGAAGCGUCCUCGUGAGGCUCGGUGUUCCGUUAAAACGCUUUAAGUCCGUGGUAACUCAUGUGGCAGUGAAGCUCUUCCCUCCAUAGUUCCACCCCAUCCAUCUGUGGCUUUCAGAAAAGGAAAUCAAAGGCCAGGCUAUACCAAAAUCUUUACCUCACACAAAUACAGCAUAUUUCAGUGUAAUUCUUUCUACUUAAGCUGAUUUUAAAAUGGAUUGAAGGAAGCAUGCGACAUACAGUUGAUAACCAGUAACUUCCAGAUGGCCAGAUCAGAACCUCAGGACAGAAAUUAUGAUAAUGUGGUAAAGAUGGUAGAGGACCUGAACAGAGACUUAGAGAAACUUCUGGAGGAAAUGGAAAAAAUGACAGUGCAGGCAACCUGGAUGGCAUAUGACAUGGUAGUAAUGCGUACCAACCCAGACCUGGCCAAUUCCAUGAGGCGUCUGGAAGAUGCCUUCCUGAAUUGCAAAGAAGAGAUGGAGAAAAGAUGGCAAGAGGUGCUAGGGGAAUCUAAAGCCAUCCUUGUAGUGUAUGUGCAUAUACAACUUCCUGGAAGAUCACACUCACUUCAUAGUCAAUAUGUACACAUGGAAUAGUUUGACCUCUGAACAAAUGUGUUGGAGCGAGAAAGAGUGUGUACAAUGGACAACUGCAUUGCACCAGCAUAUGCCUAUCAAGGAAAACUGAAGAAUUACUUUUUUUUUUUUCCAAAUUAAAAACUCUAGAUGUGCAGAUCAGGUUAGUUUGAUAGGAUUGCCUAAUAGGUGUUCAGUGACAAUUUUAUUGUUAGAUAGCUCACCUGUUUUGUUUCCUUGGAUUUUUAACCAUUUAUUUGGACUGGUUAUCCCAGAAAGAUUGUUUCUUUCAAACUUUCUGAAGGUAACAUAUCUUAAAUAAGAAAAAAAUGUUUACAAUUAUAGACCGUAGUUUUUGUGGUACGGUUUGUGAGAUUGCUGCAAAUACCAAAUUAACGUUGUUACAAAACAUGCUUUUCUCCAUAUGUUCCUACUGUGGGAUAUUAAAAAAGAAUAGAAAAAGAAAUUUA
This is a messenger RNA of Cygnus olor (mute swan), 1188 nucleotides long. It is a transcript of the gene SYCE3, whose product is annotated as synaptonemal complex central element protein 3. NCBI's taxonomy places the organism in Eukaryota, Metazoa, Chordata, Aves, Anseriformes, Anatidae. The coding region runs from base 404 to 739 and encodes 111 amino acids. The record is from RefSeq and is a predicted model, not a curated record. Gene Ontology annotation, cellular component: central element. Gene Ontology annotation, biological process: synaptonemal complex assembly; spermatogenesis; reciprocal meiotic recombination. The transcript has 6 exons.